GUUUGUAGGUCACUCUAGACAAUCUAUUGGUUUUAAGUAUUCCCGUCCCAGGCGUAAAGGGCGAAUUUUAUGCAGUGAUUCUGCUAUUGGGAUUUUGUUCUCUAAAUUGUUCCUCUUGUUUGGUCGCCCAUCAAUAAAUUAAAUGCCAUGAAAUUUGUAACUUUUAAAACACUACUUUCGAUGCUGUUUAUACAUUGUGAGGCUUACAGUUUUAGUGACGAACAGAGUCUUCACACUGCGAUAUUUCCAGCUUCCUACGACAAUAAUGUGCGACCAGGAGAAAACAGGUCGAUCCCCCUGCAGAUUAAUAUAACGUUUUAUUUCAAGAGCAUCAAGGAGUUUGACGAGUCCGUCAGUAAGUUUUCUAUCACUGGAGCCCUUGAAGUAAGCUGGUUAGACCAUCGCUUAACCUGGGACCCCGCCACGUAUGGGGGAGACCUAGACCUCACGAUCAUUCCUCAGAAAAAAGUAUGGAUUCCAUUUCUAGUAAACAUGCUUAUGUACGAUGCCUUGGAAGAAGUGGGGCACAGUGACAUGAAUGUUAGACUUGAAAGCAGCGGUCGUCUGAAUUGGGUGUCACCGAAUAUAUUUGAGAGUACUUGUGAUGCCGACCUGUCCUACUACCCUUUCGAUUAUCAGACCUGCUUUUUGCGGUUUUAUAUUCCUGGAUUCAUGCCGACUGAGAUUGAUCUAGUUCCUGUUAGACAGACUAUGAACCUGGCCGAGUACAUCGAAAAUGCACUUUGGGAUGUAACAGAAACUAAGGUAUACACUACUAUUGAUAAUUUGAAGCUGCAAGAGCUGGUGAUGUCUGUUACUAUGAAAAGGCGAUCGGUGUAUUAUAUAUCAAGUUUAGUUUUGCCAGUUGCAUUUCUUUCAAUUCUUCAACUUGCCGUAUUCUUCAUGCCGCCUGAGAGCGGAGAACGCGUUGGAUUUGUGACGACAGUCCUUCUGGCUGUGGCCGUAUACCUGACUUUAAUACAAGACAAACUUCCUGAAGGGUCGGAGCCAAGUGUAGCUUACCUCAGUUACAAGCUUCUAGGAGACUUCAUGGUGGGAGUACUGAUGACGAUUGGCGUUAUCAUAGGAUUGAUAUUCUACAGCAGGGAAGAUGGCGUCGACAUCCCAAAUUAUUUACGGACUUUUCACAAAUUAAUUCUUGGCAGAAAACUUUGUAUAACUCGAGAGAAGCGUAAAGUUACAUGGACAGACAACGAGGGCGCCAUGGAUAGUACAGUGGUGGAAAAAGUUGCCGAUGACGACAUCAGAAGCAACGAAUCCAGUCCACUCGUGACCUGGAGAGAAGUUGGGCAGGCCACGGAUCGUUUUUGUUUGAUUAUGUUUGGUUUUGUGUUGAUCAAUUGUAAUCUCAUAUAUAUCGUUGUUAUUGCUACAAUUAAUUAGUAUACAAGCUGUUCUUGAUAUUUCAGCAUAGAAACUGGGUUUUAUAAAUUUCUAACUGAAUAUUGGUACUUUUUACAGCUUAAAAUUAAAGCUGACGUUAAUUCAUGAAUACGCAUUAUUUCCAUUUUAUCUCCGACUACCGCCAUGUAAGUCAGUGGCGUAGCGCCCUUUACGCAAAAACGCAAAUGAAUACACAAAAUUUUGCAAAGCAUAGGUCUUAUGAUUUGAGUUUCCUAUUGUUUGCACGUAAACAAAUAGUAUUGAGACUCCACUGAAUUAUAAUCUCAUUCUGCAUAUUUAGUAUUCAGUUCUCAUCGUAAACCUUGCAAUUACUACGAUUCCGGAAAAGACCGUCAUUCCAUACUUUACAUUAAUUCAUACUUUUUAUGCAUCCGGUUUUGAGUUUACUACGUAAGAAAUCUAAAUAUAAAAAGUAUGUCAGUACAAAGCAAUUUAACAAACUGUGAGGAACUUAUAUUGUAUCAUGGUAGUGAAUACGGUUUUUGUGUAAAAUUUAGGUAUUUUUUAACUCUUUUACGAUUACGACGACAAAGAUCACACGGCGAGUGUAAUCGGUCAGAAGAGGAUUUUCAGUCCUCCAUGAUGGCACCUGAUCCUACCUCUGAAUUUUUUUAGAGUUCCGUUCUUGCUCUGCUCCUGUUUUGUAUUGUUCCUCGAACUUUUGAUUUUGAAAACUGUUCGUAAUCAUCACAUAGUAUGUAUGAAUUAAGCUUGUUUGUGUUG
This is a messenger RNA of Magallana angulata, 2148 nucleotides long. RefSeq names its product neuronal acetylcholine receptor subunit alpha-3-like. Gene Ontology annotation, biological process: monoatomic ion transmembrane transport. Gene Ontology annotation, cellular component: membrane. The record is from RefSeq and is a predicted model, not a curated record. The coding region runs from base 148 to 1404 and encodes 418 amino acids. Gene Ontology annotation, molecular function: transmembrane signaling receptor activity; extracellular ligand-gated monoatomic ion channel activity. Lineage: Eukaryota; Metazoa; Mollusca; Bivalvia; Ostreida; Ostreidae. The transcript has a single exon.